AAAUUAAAGCGGAAGAAACAAAUAAUUUUGUAAUAAGGAUAAGAAAGAAUUAAUAAAUAAAAAUGUUGCAACCACCCAAUAACUCGCAACAGCCAGAGGGAUUUAGCGAAAGUUCUGGCGCUACUGGAGGUAGACCAUUUCAUUCCCAUUGGUAUGGCUACUCAAAAAAAAGUGAAAAGGGAAAUACUAUUGCUCAAUGCAUAAAAUGCAAGCAAUUUAUUCGAAACACGGCUAUUAAUAGAAUGCAAUUACAUCGGAAAAAAUGCCACCUUGAUCCGGAUGACGAAGACUCUGAAGCUCGUAUUGCAGAAUCGGAUGCAUCUUCUCCAACGACAUCAAACAUCCAAACAAAAAUUAAACAUUUUUUUUCGUAAAGUAACAAAGACUGAUAAAGAAAGACUUGAUAUUCGGGCCGCCAGGUUUUUUUUCGCUUGCAAUGUACCUUUUGUUGCAGCAAGCAAUAAAUACUUUAAGGAAUUUUGUAACGCAAUGCAACCAACUUAUAAACCACCAAGCAGAAAAAGAUUAGCUGGUCCACUCUUGGAUGCUGUGCACAAAGAACAAAUUGAUUUAAAUGGAAAUUUUUUGAAGGAGGGUGCCUAUUCUGUUUUGCUAAUUGAUGGAUGGAAAAAUUCUGCAUCGAACACAAAAAAUGUAGCUGCAUUAUUGCACAACUGUGAUCAUAGAAUUUUUUUAGAAUCCUAUGAUUUUUUAAACUUGAGGGAAACUUCGGAAAACCUUGCAGAGAUGGUAAAGAAUGCUGUUGCCUUGGCCAAAGAUCGAUAUAAAGUUGAAGUUUUUGCUGUGGUAACGGACAACGCUGCCAAUAUGAUUUCAAUGGGCCGUAUUAUAGACUUAAUUCACACAACGUGUAAUGCCCACAUUGGAAACUUAUUAUCCAAGGAUUUAAUACGCAAAUACGGCACUGGUACAGAAUUAAAUAAUGUUUCUGUAAUUAGCCAAAGACGUCACACACGGUUACAGUCUCAACAAAUUGAUGAUUGCUUCGUUAUGCAGGAAGACAAUCCCAAUAAUAGCUCAGUUCUUGCAAAGGUGCAUAAAAUUGUCAAUGAAUUUAAAAAAGCUAACCUUGAAAAAAAAUUAACUAUGCUUGGAGGAGCUAAACCAAAAUUGCCGUGCGCAACUAGAUGGUGCAGUGAACGUGAUGGUCUUUUUUGGUUAAUUAAUAACAUAGCCAGAAUGAAACAAAUAAGUGCAGAAACUAACACCGACGGAAAACCUUACGUAAAACCUUCAGUAAGUGAACUACUUUUUAAGGAAGAUUUCAUUCACUCGGUUAAGGAGCUACUAGAUUUGUUAAAUCCUGUAACUAUACUGAUAAAAAAUUGUCAGAAGUCUGUAAAUUCUAUUGCGGAUGCAACAGAAGAAUGGAUAAAUCUACUUGCUUCAGCAAAUCCAAAAUUAUAUGAGGUAGCCACAGAAAGAUGCAAAACCAGUAAUGUUUUUAAUAAAUACAGCCUCACAGCUAAUAUGUUACACCCGCUUUACAAGGGUAGUCAACUGAAUGCAGAACAAAAUGAGAUGGUGGAAGACUUUUUGUUGGAAAAUCUUGACGAAGAUGGGUUGCAGUCACUUUUAGAAUACAAAAAGUCUACGGGAUUUUUCGCCCUAUUAAUGGAAAAAACCACAAAGCCUGAUUUAUUCUGGGAUAUGGCUGCAAACAGACAUAAAUCACUGGCAAUUUUUGCACAAAAACUUCUUAUGAUUCCAGCUUCAACAGCUCAACUGGAAGGUAUUUUUUCAAACUGGUCACACGUCCACACUGAUUUACGAAAUAGGUUGGAUGCAGAGCGAUCUAAAAAAUUAUUAGAAGUUUAUUUUUCUUUAAAAAUAAAUGAAAACAAGGACGACUACUAUCGUGCUGACGAUGAAACAGAUUGUAGCGAAAAAGAAAAUUAAAAUUUGGUAUCUUAAUAUAAGAUAAUUUUUAAAUUAAAUACAAAAUAAUUUGUAUGUUUCAAAACUGAAGUACCUUUUUGUUAUUAAACAAAUUUUAUGAUUUAAUGCAAUAUUUUAAUAUGUAUUAGCUUUAAAAAACAUAUUUUUUUAGCACAUAAGCAUUGUAUUUAAAACCUGAAUUAUUUUUAAGUUCGUUUAAAUAAAAUGUGAUCUCAAAACACCAUAUCAUGUUAUUGUUAUUGUAAUAAUAAUCAAAAUCCAGGGAAAUCGGUGCCGACUAUAUAAUACCCUACACCUGAAAUAUAAAUGCAAAUUUACCGUUAUAAUAAUAUGGAUGUAAUAAUUAAUUCUGAACCGAUAUGGCUGAACUUUGACCUUAUAGUAGAAAAUCGAUCGAAACCUAUAUACAUAAAAGCUAUAUCGAAAUAUAAAUGUGACAAAAAAAAUCAAUAAUAUAUUAAAUUUUGUCCAAAUAGGAAAAUUGUCUCUACUACGGAUUUAUAGUUUUAAACCGGCAAUUCGUAUUUGGAUAUGGGAGCUAUAUCCAAGUCUGAUUCAAUUUAGACCAGAUUCCGCAUACAUAGCGUACCCAUCGUGGUACCCAUCGAUAAAAAGCCUCAAUUAGUAAAAAUCAGGCAAUGCAUAUAUAUGGGAGCAAUAUCUAAACCAAAGAAACCGAUGUUUAUGAAUUUCACCUGUAUUGUUGAGAAUUUAGCGUGUGCCACAAUUCGUGAAGAUCAGCUAACAAAUGACCACAUUAUUGCAAUAUUGGUAAAAAUCGUGUAAACCUACGGUAGCUUUUUCUAAUUCUGAACCGAUUUUUUCCAAUUUCAAUAUUGUUCGUCUCCAGGAGGAAAAAAUUACUUAUGCCAAAAUUUUUAGUUAAUCAGAUCAAAAAUUCGACAUAUUUUCGUUCGAAAUUUUUUUUCUGUCAGAAACCUAGUUUUUUGGCUAGGUUUACGACAUUUUCGACGUAUGUAAUAUACGUCGGAAA
Stomoxys calcitrans (stable fly) is the source of this 2914-nucleotide messenger RNA. RefSeq lists its product as uncharacterized. Gene Ontology annotation, molecular function: protein dimerization activity. Gene Ontology annotation, cellular component: nucleus. Bases 280 to 1920 code for a protein of 546 amino acids. Gene Ontology annotation, biological process: regulation of transcription by RNA polymerase II. NCBI's taxonomy places the organism in Eukaryota, Metazoa, Arthropoda, Insecta, Diptera, Muscidae. The transcript has 3 exons. The record is from RefSeq and is a predicted model, not a curated record.